Messenger RNA from Rhopalosiphum maidis (corn leaf aphid), 1154 nucleotides. Its product is annotated as platelet glycoprotein Ib alpha chain-like. The record is from RefSeq and is a predicted model, not a curated record. The transcript has 2 exons. NCBI's taxonomy places the organism in Eukaryota, Metazoa, Arthropoda, Insecta, Hemiptera, Aphididae. The coding region runs from base 84 to 710 and encodes 208 amino acids.
UAUAUUAUUAUUCACAUAGCAGACACAGUCUAAUCGUCGAACCAUAUGCCUACUUUAGUAAAUUACAUUAAAUACUAAUAAAUAUGAAAUGGUCCAAAGUCAUUUCGACAGCGUGCGCAUUGGUAUUCGUGAGUCUUUCGUACUUAACGGAAUGCUCCGGAGCUCCUCCGACAGCGACGUCGCGGUCCUCGGCAUGCAACUCAACCAAGCCGAUUAGCUCGAAGUGUGCGCCUCUAGUUCGGUGUACGACAUUGAAGCCAAAAGUUUUUCCAGGUACCGCCAUCGCUGCUGCGUUGACCGAUCUCUUAAAGACGGCCGCCAACGAGCACCAGAACCGGCCAACCACACCACAUCAAUUUCCGGACGUUCUGCGAACUUUCGUCCGGUUCAUCGGAAUUGUCGUCUCACCACCAUCACCACCAACACCACCAACACCACCAACACCACCAACACCACCAACCUCGACAGCACCAUCAACCCCACCAACUUCACCAUCCUCUCCAACACUACCAAACGAAAUCGACGAUUCGACUACACCGCCAACGACAACAACCCCGUCCGCCCCGAUAAUCACCUGUCCACCAACGAAUCCUGGGUCAUUAAAAAAACUGAUGUCUCUAUUUGUCCCUGCAUCUGCCAUCCCAUCGACGACCGCACGGCCAUGGUCAACCGUCACGUUACCACAGCUGUUUCGAGUAGCCGGUUUGUAAGAUGGACUAAUAAUAAAAAUAAAUAAAACUAGUCGUCUUCAUUAUACCAUUCGCGUAUUUUUUUAUUUUGUAAUGCCUGUUACAAUAUUGUAUUAUUAGCUAGGCGAAUAUUAUAAAUAAUAGGUUUAUGAUUUAUUUUUCGCGAACAUUUUUUUGUGAACUCAAAGUCGUUUUAAACAACUCGACGGAAGACACCUCAAUAAUACCAGACACAUAAUGUUGCAUUUACAUUUUACGUAUUAAAUAUUAAAAUAUCUAUAGUAUUUAAUUAGUGUAUUAUCUGUUGUGUUAUUAAACAUGUGAAGAUGGGUUUCUUAAUAUGUCAUCGAUUAUUAGUAACAGUAGUGGUGUACUGGCGUACAAUGGCCUAUUAAUUAAUAUUACGAAAUUACUAUUAUGUGUAUAAAACUAGAAAACCUUACAAUAUAUACAUAUACGUGAAUA